Molecule: messenger RNA, 1952 nt
Organism: Macadamia integrifolia
Lineage: Eukaryota; Viridiplantae; Streptophyta; Magnoliopsida; Proteales; Proteaceae
Product: alpha-mannosidase I MNS5-like
Exons: 15
Coding region: 148-1890 (580 amino acids)
Biological process (GO): mannose trimming involved in glycoprotein ERAD pathway; endoplasmic reticulum mannose trimming; carbohydrate metabolic process
Cellular component (GO): membrane; endoplasmic reticulum
Molecular function (GO): mannosyl-oligosaccharide 1,2-alpha-mannosidase activity; calcium ion binding
Source: RefSeq, a predicted model, not a curated record
ACGGGAGUACGGGACUGUGUGGGAUUCUCGAGGGCAUUGUGGUCAUCGUAUAUAAUGUGAAAAAUCGACUCUUCUUCAAGCUUCUCGCCCCACGGAAGCGAGAGAAUCGGAUCUCAUCUUUCCGUCGCCUUCGAAUUAAUCGAAAACAUGCUAGCCCGCGAAUCUAGAAUCAAUCUCUGGAGAUGGGUUCUUCUCUUUCUCGUGGUUUCUCUCACCAUUUUCAGCCCAGCCAAGUCUGGGACCGAGCUCCGUGGAGCUGCAAAGAAAAUAUAUAUGAGAGAGAAGGUCCGGAAAAUGUUUUAUCAUGCAUAUAACAACUACAUGACUCAUGCGUUUCCUCAUGAUGAGCUAAAACCUCUUACCAAGACUUUUACUGACUCCCUUAGCGAGCUUGGGAAUUUGAAGCUUGAACAUCUACCACAACACUACAAUGGAUCAGCAUUGACACUUAUUGAGUCAUUGUCCAGUCUUCUUGUGCUGGGUAACUACACAGAAUUCAAAAAGGCAGUUCUUUGGCUUUCUGAAAAUCUUACCUUUGAUGUUGAUGCAAGGAUAAAUCUGUUUGAGUGCAACAUAAGAGUGCUUGGAGGGCUUGUUUCUGCUCAUAUCCUUGCAACUGAUCCUACAAAUGGGUUGGACCAAGGAAUUUACAAGAACCAGCUACUUAGUCUGGCUGAAGAUCUGGGGAGACGUUUCCUACGUGCUUUUGGUACCCCCACUGGAUUGCCAUAUGCAUGGAUUAAUCUUAAGUAUGGAGUGAUGGAGAAUGAGACAACUGAGACAAGCACAUCUGGGUGUGGUUCUCUCAUCCUUGAAAUGGGAGCAUUGUCGCGAUUAACUGGUGACCCCCGAUAUGAAGCUGCAGCUUUGCGUGCCCUUCGUAAGCUAUGGAGCAUGCGAAGUCCUUUGAAUCUCCUAGGCACAACACUGGAUGUGGUAACUGGGGAAUGGAUAGAAUAUUCAUCUGGCAUUGGAGCUGGAGUUGAUUCAUUCUAUGAGUAUCUAAUCAAAGCCCAUAUUCUGUUUGGAAAGGAUGAGUUUUGGGACAUGUUCUACUCUGCUUAUCUUGCUGUACAGAAAUAUUUCCGGCAUGGCCCAUGGUAUCAUGAAGCUGACAUGAGGACGGGGAAGGCAACCUAUUGGCAACUUACUAGCCUUCAGGCUUUCUGGCCUGGCCUACAGGUUCUUGUUGGAGAUAUUGCAGCUGCUAAUUCAUCACAUCGGGAAUUUUUUCAUAUCUGGGAGAGGUUUGGAGUGCUACCAGAAAGAUACUUGCCAGACCUUGAAAUGUUGCAUCCUACAGAGAAAUAUUAUCCUUUGCGGCCUGAAUUGGCAGAGUCUACUCUGUACCUUUAUCAAGCAACCAAAGAUCCUUGGUACAUAGAAGUGGGUGAAUCAAUAGUGAACUCUCUUAAUAGCUACACCAAAGUAGUUGGUGGGUUUGCAAGCAUUAAGGAUGUGACAACAAUGCAACUGGAGGAUCAUCAGCAUAGCUUCUUUCUUGCUGAAACGUGCAAAUAUCUCUAUCUUCUCUUUGAUGAUUCAUUUUUGGUUAAUAAAAACUACAUAUUUACAACCGAGGGUCACCCUCUGCCAGUGAGAAGUGACUGGCAUGAUAGGCUUCCAGAGAUCUAUACGCCAACUAACUGGACUUUCGUCAAGAGUGAUGAACAAGGAAAACAUGCGAGUGCAAUGUCACUGAAAGUCUGUCCAGCUGAUAUUCUUAUCCCAAGAGGAGGAAAUGGGGUUGAGAGUGCAUGCCAUGUCCCUGAUUCUCGGGCAGACCACAGGUGUAGGACUGAUGAGGAAUGUGGAGUAGACUCAACUACUUGUAGUCAAAGAUCAUGCAGCAUUGCUGGAUACUGUGGGCCAUGGCUGUUCACAAUUUGAUCUUCUGCUAAUCCCCUGGAGUAUCUAGUGUAAGAAGGCAUUUUUUUUUUAUGACAGAAUAA